Molecule: messenger RNA, 1761 nt
Organism: Rhineura floridana
Lineage: Eukaryota; Metazoa; Chordata; Lepidosauria; Squamata; Rhineuridae
Product: vomeronasal type-2 receptor 26-like
Exons: 5
Coding region: 1-1761 (586 amino acids)
Biological process (GO): G protein-coupled receptor signaling pathway
Cellular component (GO): membrane
Molecular function (GO): G protein-coupled receptor activity
Source: RefSeq, a predicted model, not a curated record
AUGUUUCUGUUGAUGUUCCUGCCUCUGCUGCCUCACAUUGUGUACAAAGUAAAUCCUAUGGAGUGUUCCACAAAUGAUCCCCUCCCUGUUCCACACGAAUGGUACCAGCCAGGAGGCCUCCUCAUUGGUGGGAUUGCUUCUCAGAUCAUUUACCAUUCUCACCAAGUUUCCUUCAACGAACGUCCUUCAAGGAACCUGUUUGACAUUCUACAGGUGAUAACAAAAUUCUAUCAGCAUGUCCUUGCCUUGGCAUUUGCUGUGAAUGAGAUCAACAAGAAUCCCAAGAUAUUGCCUAAUGUUACACUCGGCUUCCACAUCUAUGACAGCUACUAUAAUGCAAAGAUGACUUAUCGUACCACUCUGGACCUCCUCUUCAAAUCACAGAGAUUUGUCCCCAACUACACAUGCGACGCACAGAAAAAGGUCAUAGCUGUCAUUGGUGGGCUUGGCUCUGAUAUUUCUUCCCUUAUGGCAGAAAUCGUAGGUUUCUAUAAGAUUCCACAGCUGCACCCCUUUCUUCAAGGCAUUAUUUUUAACAAUUCAGCUGGAGAAACAGUGUCCUUUAAUAAUAAAAGGGAAGUAGAGGGUGGAUUUGACAUCAUGAAUGUGGUCACAUUCCCAAACAAGUCCUUCCAGAAAGUGAAAGUUGGAAGAUUGGAUCCUGAUGCUCCUGAACAAAAAGAAUUCAUAAUUAAUGAAGAUAUAAUUGUUUGGCACAGGGGUUUUAACCAGGUGCUUCCCCUUUCCAUGUGCAAUGAACACUGCCAGCCUGGCAAUCAGAAGAAGAGUAAAGAAGGGGGAAAGUUUUGCUGCUAUGAUUGUGUUCCAUGUCCAGAAGGAAAGAUUUCAAAAAAGAAGGAUAUGGUUGAUUGUUUCACAUGCCCAGAAGAGCAAUUUCCAAACAAGGACAGAAAUGAAUGUAUCCCUAAAGUUAUAACCUUCCUGUCUUUUGAUGAACCAUUAGGCAUCACCUUAGCCUCAUUUGCUGCUUCUUUAUCCCUCAUCACAGUCUUGGUGUUAGCUUCUUUUAUUAAACACAAAGAUACCCCCAUCGUCAAAGCCAACAACCGGGACCUCACCUACGCCCUCCUCGCCUCCCUCCUGCUCUGCUUCCUCUCUUCUUUCCUGUUCCUCGGCAAGCCUGGGAAAGUGACUUGCCUUCUCCAACAACCCACUUUUGGCAUCAUCUUCUCCAUGGCUGUUUCUUGUGUGUUGGCCAAAACUGUCACUGUGGUUCUUGCUUUCAUGGCCACCAAACCAGGGUCCAGCAUGAGGAAGUGGGUGGGGAAAAGAAUGUCCAGCUCUAUUGUCCUUUUCUGUUCCUUUCUUCAAGCAAGUAUUUGUACUGUGUGGUUGGCAACUUCUCCCCCAUUCCCUGAUUUAGACAUGAAGUCGGUAACUGCAGAAAUAAUUCUGCAAUGUAAUGAGGGGUCAGUCACCAUGUUUUACUGUGUCCUGGGCUACAUGGGCCUCUUGGCCAUCACCAGCUUCAUUGUGGCAUUCCUAGCCCGCAAGUUACCAGAUAGCUUUAAUGAAGCCAAGUUCAUUACCUUCAGCAUGUUAGCAUUUUGCAGUGUGUGGGUGUCCUUUGUUCCAAGCUACCUGAGCUCAAGAGGAAAAGACAUGGUGGCUGUGGAGGUCUUCUCCAUCUUGGUCUCCAGUGCUGGGUUACUAGGCUGCAUCUUUGCCCCUAAAUGCUACAUCAUUGUGUUGAGGCCUGAGCUGAACAACAGGGAUCAACUAAUAAGGAGAAAAAUGUAA